AAAAUAUCACAAUAUAUGCAAUGCAUGAGUCCUCACCACCAAUUGGAGUGGUCAGUAGUACAGCGGCUUUGAAAUAACAUCGCAUUUUCAGCCUCCUUUCCCUUUCACUUCCAACUAAUCUGGCAACAUAGGUGGGACUCCGGUCGUCAGAUUUGUUUAUUUCGCCGAGAUUUUGUUGUGAAAAUUUUCGGAAAAUUAAAAUAAGUUCAACAUAAUAAUAAUGUGUGGACGUCAAUGUCUGACGUUGGCGCCAAAAGAUAUAGUUUGCGCUUGUAAAUAUUCCACAAAAAUUGGCGAUGAGAAAAAGGAUAUGGAACCAGAAUGGCGAGCGGAGUACAAUCUAGGAAGGAAAUAUGAGGGUUCCCAUAAUAUUGCGCCAACUGACAUCACGCCAGUGUUAGUGUCUGCGAAACAUUUUGACGAAGCCGAGGUGGAUGGGAACCGUCGUGUGCUGGUGCCAAUGAUGUGGGGAAUGAUUCCUUUCUGGCAUAAGGGUGACUACCGCAAACAUGGUCUCACAACCAACAACUGUCGCCUCGAAUCUAUGCUAACAUCAAAGCUCUACAGUCGUCCAUUCACAAAAGGCCAACGAUGUGUAAUCCUUUGUGAAGGAUUCUAUGAAUGGCAAACAACAAAACCUGUCAAAAAAUCAUCAGAGCGUGCAGCAUAUUUCAUACAUGCUCCACAGUCUUCGGACGAUUUCCAAAUUUACGACAAAUCUACCUGGAACGGAGAAAAUAUUAAUCUACUAAAAAUGGCUGGCCUAUACGAUAUCUGGACGGAUAGCAAUGGAGACAAAAUCUACAGCUAUUCGGUGAUAACAUUUCAAUCCAACGACGUUCUAAAUUGGCUCCAUGACCGAAUGCCUGCUAUAUUGGAAACUGAGGAACAGAUAUCGGACUGGCUUAACUGCGGGCAAAUCUCAAACAACCCAGCUCUCAGUGCUCUGAAGCCAGCGAAAAAAUUAUGUUGGUAUCAGGUUUCGAACGAAGUUAAUAAUUCCCGAAAUAAGUCUCCAACUUGCAACAAACCUCUGUCAAAGGAAGACAUUAAGAAAUUGGCAAUGAUCAAGACGCCAAAACAAAGCAAUAUGUUGACUUCGUGGCUAAUAAAAUCAGAAAAUAAGAGUAACAUCAAAAAGGAGCAAGGAGAAAAUUUUGAAAUAAAGAAGGAGAUAACGGACAGCGUUCCAGUUAAACGAGAAAAAAGUGAGAAAGAUGAUGAAUCAGAAGCCAAACGGUUAAAGAAGUCAGAAUAACUUUAUCCAACAGCACAAAAUACACCACGUUAUCAGGGAUUUUUCAUUUACAUUCAGAGUACCAAGUGCAAAAAAUAUAUUUUUAAAAUUUUUGUUGUCAUUUAAGUUAUUUCUGUUAUAAGAAAAAACAAUAUUUUCAACAACAAAAAUUCAUUCAAUGAAGAAAAUAUAUAGAAUUUCAGUGCGUCA
Hermetia illucens (black soldier fly) is the source of this 1447-nucleotide messenger RNA. RefSeq names its product abasic site processing protein HMCES. NCBI's taxonomy places the organism in Eukaryota, Metazoa, Arthropoda, Insecta, Diptera, Stratiomyidae. Gene Ontology annotation, biological process: DNA damage response. The transcript is spliced from 4 exons. The coding region runs from base 221 to 1258 and encodes 345 amino acids. Gene Ontology annotation, molecular function: single-stranded DNA binding. The record is from RefSeq and is a predicted model, not a curated record.